UGAAAUGGGACGAACGGGGUACGAUGAUCGGCGCAAGUUCCGGCGGGCGAUCAAGCUGAUGUUAUCCAGUUCAUUGAUUAAGCGCACUUGGUCAAUGCGCUUCAGUUCGUCCAUCGGCGGCCGUGGACCGCGGUUGCCAUCGCACCUUGUUUAUUGUUAUUAUGGUUGCGAGCUUUUGUUGUGACCGACACCGCUCCUAGCAACGGGCGAGAAGCCGUAGCCAUAGUCACCGCGAACGGCUUUUACCGUCAACACUCGACCACAAUUAUUCAGGUGAACGAUUAGCACGAACAAAAAAUGCAUUCGUCUUCGAUUGUUCCGUUGCGUACACACGACGUUUACGACCAACGAAAUGAGACGAAAGUGAUGGGAAAAAGUUUUUAUUGUUUACAACUACAUAGUAUAAACAAAAAUAUUAAAAUACGCUAGAUAAUUCCAUGGCAACUUCUGUGAAGGGUGAAAUCAAGUUAGAAGGGUCAGCAGAUACUGGCUCCCAAAUUAAUGCUAUUAACAAUGUAACAGCUGGUGGAUUUGGUCAAAUUCUUGUUGUGCAACAAACUUCUGUGAACAUCAAUAGUAAAAAACGACUUGGAAAUGCUAUAAUGUGUGGAACUAGUCCAGUUAAUGAUGAUAAAUCUUAUAAAUCAAUAGAUGAUGAUAAACUUCACCUAGAUCAUAGAGACAGGAGUUUAUCUACAGUUGCUGUUAAUAAUGGCCAUUCUAUUGUUACGGAAAUAGUUCCCAAAGUAGAGCCUGUUGAUUUUUAUGAUGAUGUUGGUCAUUCUAAUUAUGUACAGUGUGUUGAAGGAAUUGGCGAACAAGCUAUUUUCACUAAUGGAGAUAUAGCGUACUCAGUUCAAACUGUGGGUGAAAGUGAAACAAUGCAUCAAACUGAUCAAACACAUUAUCACAACCCUAGCACAAAUUCUUAUUCCCAAAAUGUGUCAUGUCAUACAGUUAACGCUACUGAGUCUAGUGUAACAAACAUAGAUCAGUUGAAUGGUACCAAAGAGUCAAAUAGAGGAAUGCAAAACUCCAGUAUUAUGCAAGCAAAUAAAAUUUCUCCUGCAACUGUCGACUGGCUGAUGGAAAAUUAUGAAAAGGCUGAAGGAGUGUCGUUACUUCGAUCAACAAUAUAUGACAAUUAUUUAACACAUUGCUCAGAAACUAAAUUUGAUCCUUUAAAUGCGCCAUCAUUUGGUAAACUUAUCCGAUCUGUGUUUACAGGACUACAAACAAGACGUCUAGGAACUCGAGGAAAUUCUAAAUACCAUUAUUAUGGAAUUAGAAUUAAACCUAAUUCAUUAUUAAAUGACUUCAAAGAAGAAGAAGAAGAAGAAGAAAUUCUACCAGUUGAAACAACAAUUCGAAGUGGUAGUAAAAAAAAAAUUAAACUCAUUAAAACCGAAGAGCAAAAUUGCAAUCAGUAUAAAACCAAUAGUUCAGAUUUUGGUAAUAGUUCUCAAAAUAGUAUCUCAUCUUCUUCUCAAACACAAGAUCAAGAAUAUUUAGGUGAUGGUACUAAUGCUGUACCACAAUUUCCUGAUAUUAAAUUGGAUGAAAUACAAUUGGAUGAUGAUUGUACUCUAGAAGAUGUAGAUACAUUCAAAAACUUGUACCGCGAACAUUGUGAAGCAUUUUUAAGUGCCAUAUUGAACUUAGAAUUUGGCACUGUCGAGUCACUUUGGCGUCAAUUUUGGUGUAGUCAAGAUGAUACAAUUGAUAAAUAUGAAGGAGAACAAUAUUUAUCUAAAGAAAAAUUAUAUUCAUUAUCUAAGUGCAAAGCAUUGCAGCUGUUUGUUAAAACUGUUGAUUUUCUAUUUUACCAAAACUUGGUAAAAGUUUUAAUUCCAGAUGUUCUUCGACCUGUUCCUAGAACAUUAACACAAGAAAUUAAAGAUUUUUCCAAAAGCUUGGAGUCAUGGCUUAUAUCUGCAAUGCAAGGGUGUCCACAAGAAAUGAUCUCAAUAAAAGCGACUGCUGUUAGAGCCUUUGCACAAACAUUACGCAGAUACACUACUGCAAGAGCUGUGCUUCAAAAUUAUACCCAAAUAAAUCAAAUGCUUACUGAUUUGAAUCGUUUGGACUUCCGUAAUGUACAAGAACAAGUUCAACUUGUAAAUAAUUUGGGAAGUAAAAAUGACCCAGUUCAUACCAAGAAGAGAGUUAAGAGUAAAAUAAAUAAGGGCUCUGAAAUGCUUUUAGAUUUUAAUGAACCCCCCCAAAAAACCAAAACUUACAACUGUUUGGCUGCUACUUCCACGAAUUCCGAACGUUUUAAUGUUUUAUUAAAAAGUCCAAAAGAAUCCAAGGAAAAUAAAUCUAAGAUGGCAAUAAAAGUAAAAAAUGAGUCGUCAAAAGAUAAGUCUAGACAAGAAAAUCUUAAAAUGACGGAAUACUUGAAAAAAGACAUAUCUGAAGAUUAUACAAAAGAGAUAUACAAUGAUACUGCUACAAUGAACUCUCCUUUUAAUUCAAGAAUUUCAGUAAUCCACGAAGAGUACCCUAAAUUAUUUCAUAAGUUAUCAACAAAUAAAAUGAAUGAACAGAAAAAAGUUAUUAAGGUUAUGACUCGAGAGGAAAUUAUGUCACAAGAAAAACCAAAUAAACAUAAACAACAGACAACUUAUAAAGACUAUUCGAAAAACAAUUUCCCUCGAUCAUUAAACAUAGAUGAUAAUCAUACAUAUGAUAAUAAUGAUCGUGUUGGCCAUGAAGAUGAAUAUAAUUUUGAGUUUUUUGCUGCUCAGGGUGAUUACAGUUUGGAAUAUCCCUCUAUGACUGACACAGGUCAGUUUUCUUGUCGAUUUUGUGAUAAAGAAUUUACCAACGCUAAUAGUUUAUCGAGACACGAAAAUGUUCACACUGGAAAAACUCCUCUUCAGUGUGAUGUUUGCUUUAAAACAUUUAUAAGCAAAUCUAUAUUGUGUAUACAUAAAAGAUCACAUACCGGGGAGAAACCAUACGCGUGCAUUAUUUGUGGACGAUCAUUUACCCAAAAAUCACAUUUGGUCUUACAUUAUAGAACACACACAGGAGAAAAACCGUAUGAGUGUGGUCUGUGUGAUAAAAAAUUCUCAUCAACCAGUGGUCGAGCAGAACAUACACGUAGACGUCACCCAUUUGUUUGACUGCUGUUCUAGUUAAUAAUGUCUAAGAGUAUUUGCUUCUCCUAAUGAAAACAUAAUCUAAAUUUGUAGGGAAUCUACAAAUAAGCAAUUUUAUUUAAGGUACUUCAUAAUUAAAACUAAAAUGGAUAUUUUUUUUUAUAGUUGUAUUAUUGUUAAAUGUUAAAACGUAUCUUUCGUUAGGUAACAAUUUUUUUUUUAAAUUAUAAAUUUAUUGUUUUCUUGGAAAUUGUUGUUUAUUAAAAAAUAAAAGAAACAAAAUAUUAAAGAAGAUUAUGUUCCCAACCAAGGCUCGGAAGUUAUAGAAUCAAAAAAAUACUUGUUUAGCGCUUGAAUACAUAAAAAUAUGCACUAUCAUUUGGUAAAUAUGCAAACAGAAAUUGUAUAUAACGUUUUCAUUUUUAUCCUUUAAAAUAUCUUUUUUUUAUCAUAACUUGUGUAGUCUAACAAUUAUAUAAUAUUUUAUAUGGUUGAUAUAAGGUGAUCAUUGCUUAAGAAUUAGGCACUGUUUGUUCUUUAUUAAAUAAGAUAAUUCACUUCAAUACACGAGUGUCUCCGAUAAAUUUCCAAUAAUUCAAAUUCUAAUUUUAGUUAUUAUCGAUGAUUAAAUAUAAAAUAAAUUCAGCAAAAUGUUUUUGAUUCCAUUAGUAUGUGAGGAUGCAAAGAGAAAUAGCAAUUAAUAAUUCAAAAUAAGCAAAAUAGAGCUAAGAACCAUAAGCAUGCAAAAAUAUUAUAAACUACUCCAGGGGAGGUGUAAAAAAAGUAUGCAUUUGCUAGAAUUGUCCGUACCUUGUUCGUUACCCAUAAAUAAAGACCAUCAGGCAGCUCGCUUAGUCGAUUUGGAUUAAGAACUCAAUAAAGUAGUAGUGCUAUUGCUACCUUGUCGUAAUUAGCGUGACAUCUGCAAAAGAUCAUUUGAAUUUCUCUGACCAAGACAAACAACAAACUAAAUAGGUACAGUACCUAUAACUGUAGUAACUAGUAACAUAGGUGUUCUGUCAUCAUCCGUACUAGAAAAUGUUUAAUAAUUAUUAUCAUUGAAUACAUUUUCUUCUUGAGAAUGCUUUCGUAAGCAGAUAAUCGAUUUGACUGAAAUUAUAAACUAAUUGUACAUAGUUUAAAUUGUAUAUAGUAUAAUUUUACGUGUCCUAUUUUAAACACUUUCUACUAUACAGAUACUUGUCAAUUCAAAUUAAGUAUUACAAGUAUAAUAAUUAUGAACUAAAUUAUUAUUAAAAACGUACAAAUUUAAAAUAUUAUUUUACAGCUAAGAAACUUAUAAGUAUUUAAUAAGCAUUUAAGAUAUUUAAAGAGACAUUUGUCUAUUACCAACUUGGGAUAAAAAGAGAGUAACCAUGGACCCCAGCUCACAACUAGAUAUCAAUCAAUAGUGGGUUUUUGGCGGUUUUUGGCUAAUAUAUAGAUAAUGAAUACCUAUAUUAUUAUUAUUUGGCCCCAGGCUCAAAAUUAUUUUAUCCCCGGCUUUUCUGUUACCCAUAUUAUUAUAUUUAUCUAUUACUGAAUUUAAAUCUACCUUUGAUUCCAUUUCUUGUUCUGUAAAAAGCAGUAAUAAUGAAUCCAAAUGUUAUUUACCCAUUAUAAUGUAUUUGUUUUUUACUGUGGUUAAUUUUGAAAAAAACACAUACAGCUCUUUACAAGCAUGAUUUUUGAAGUUGUGUUCAUGAUAUGUUGUUAAAGUGUAAUGUGUAUUAUUGCAAUAGCCAAUAAGGUAAUAUAUUUUUUAACUUAUAAUGACAAAAAAAUCAUGCUGUCUACCUAAAUAUAUCUAAGUGGAUAUUUGAAUUAUCAAGAAGCUUCUUCUUGAGUAUAAUUACCUUAGAACUGGUUUUGAAAUAGUGUAACAUAGUUAGUAAUUUACUUUAAUUAUAAUUGAUGGAAUUACACUUUUAAAUUUGUAUACAUGCAUAUUUUGUUAAAGUUAUUAUAAAUAAAAAACGUUUCCA
Myzus persicae (green peach aphid) is the source of this 5092-nucleotide messenger RNA. RefSeq names its product DNA-binding protein RFX2-like. The transcript is spliced from 18 exons. Gene Ontology annotation, molecular function: RNA polymerase II cis-regulatory region sequence-specific DNA binding; DNA-binding transcription factor activity, RNA polymerase II-specific. Gene Ontology annotation, biological process: regulation of transcription by RNA polymerase II. The record is from RefSeq and is a predicted model, not a curated record. Lineage: Eukaryota; Metazoa; Arthropoda; Insecta; Hemiptera; Aphididae. Bases 438 to 3131 code for a protein of 897 amino acids.